This is a messenger RNA of Trichoplax adhaerens, 1929 nucleotides long. RefSeq lists its product as uncharacterized. The record is from RefSeq and is a predicted model, not a curated record. The transcript has 9 exons. Lineage: Eukaryota; Metazoa; Placozoa; Uniplacotomia; Trichoplacea; Trichoplacidae. Gene Ontology annotation, cellular component: perinuclear region of cytoplasm; nucleus; cytosol. Gene Ontology annotation, molecular function: GTPase activator activity; small GTPase binding. Gene Ontology annotation, biological process: activation of GTPase activity; nucleocytoplasmic transport. Bases 1 to 1929 code for a protein of 642 amino acids.
AUGGCGGUGCUAAGCUUGACAAAAUUAUGUUGCAUAUCCGUAGCUAAGCAUUUCCGGAAUUACCCGAUAGAUGGAUUAGAAAGGUUACCAACUGUCAUUCUAAGUUGUUUACUGAAUUAUCUUGCUCCAAUCGAUAUACUUCAAAUUAAAUCAUGCCUGGAUGAAGCAGGUAUUAAUAGCGAUCAACAUUGGCAUAGAUUGUAUGCAGAUCGUUGGCCUCAUGGAGCGAAAAGGCAGUAUCAGCAAUUAAUUUAUCUUUCAGCUAUCGAUCCAACAUUUCAAGUAUCCUGGCAACAGUUGUAUAUGCAAAAACAUUUACAAGACAUUAUUAACAUGAUGAAUUUACCUAAUUUAACUGAAACAAAUAUUAAUCCACUACUUUAUGGCAAUGGUACAUCUCCAGAUUUUAUAUUUCAGCUGAAUCGUGACCAAACUACGAAUACUCCUACAGCAAAGGAGCAGAUAAUGGAAAUUAUCUCCCUUUGUUUACCUUAUAUCUAUCGACUUCACUUACAUAACUGCUCAUGUCGAGAACUUGCAAAAGCAAUUUUUAGCAAUAGAGAUAUUCCUUAUGCACUAUUGAAUAGCAUUCGACAUUUGGAAUUUCAUAAUUUAAGGGACAAUUGCAUUGAUUUUGCAUGCGAAAUUAUAUCCAAUAGUACACAAUUGAAUGAAGUCGUGAUGCGUUAUGCUAAGAUCAAUACCCCAAAGGCAUUCGGUCAGAUAUUACGUUCCAUAUCCAAUAACAAAUUUGAUAGAAGAUUGACUAUAGAUAAGUCUUGUCCAGACAACAUUCGUGAAAUUGACAAAGUUGUACCUGCAAGUCAGGGUACGAUAACAAGAUGUGAUAAAAUACUACAAGAUCGUCACAUUCGUCAGAAUAUGUGCGGUAUAGAAAUUUUGUGUCUCUCGUCAUAUUGGAUGGACGAUGCUUUAGUUGAAGUCUUAUGUGAGACCUUGACUACUUGGUAUGACUUAAAAUAUCUUCAACUUAUUGAUAACGGAUUUGGUAUCCUUUGUAUUGAUGGAUUAAAGCGAAUCAUGAAAAGUUUAUUAAAAUCAAGGACAAAAAAACAGCUUUAUGGUUUGCAAGUGGAACAAAAUUUUUUUGAAGAGGAUGACGAAAAUUAUUUGGCUGAACUUAUCAAUACUAAUAGCCCAAACGCCUCUUUUAGAAUACUUACUCUUAAAGAAGUGAAUCUCACAAUGCAGCAAAUAUCAGUGCUAUUUCAAUCGAUCGAUAAAAGUAAUAUUAGGAAGUUAGAGAAACUAUCGAUGACAGCAAAUAUCGACGACAAUAUUGCUGCUAAAUCACUUGGCAGCGUAUUAAUUCAUUGUGAUAACAUGGAACUUUGUCACUUACCAUAUUGUGAACUAACAAGAACAAAUUCGGAAAUUAUUUUAAAAUCUCUGCGGGAUCGUCGGAAAAACGGAAGUUUAACGUCUCUUAAUAUGGAAGGUAACCUGCUUAAUAGAACUGUGGAUAUUGAGCUCAUUAAUUCGAUCGUUCGAACAAAUAAUCUCCGAUAUCUCAAUUUAUCUUCCUGUAUCCAAACAGAGAUUACAGAUAAUUUUAUCAGAUGUAUUCGUGAUUGUAAAUCCCUGAUAUACCUUAAUUUAUCCCAUAACAAGAUAGGCGAUGAUGGAAUUAAUAAGAUAGGUUCAAUUUUUCAUAAACCUACUGUGGGUAUGAGUUUGCGAUCAAUAGAUUUAAGUGUCAAUAACAUAACAAUAACUGGCCUAUUAGCUCUAGCAUCUCGGUUAGAGUCUUUGCUGCCAUGGCAUCUAAAGUGGAUUAAUAUUAGUGGUAACUAUUUCAAUGGUCAGGUUGAAGACGUCACAAGUACAUUUAAUUUAUUAACGUCCGUAUUAGUCGCAGACGAUAUCAAUCGCGUUAACAUAUUUGCUGACUAUGUGGGUAUGAUGUAA